Molecule: messenger RNA, 1437 nt
Organism: Plasmodium vinckei vinckei
Lineage: Eukaryota; Apicomplexa; Aconoidasida; Haemosporida; Plasmodiidae
Product: conserved Plasmodium protein, unknown function
Exons: 2
Coding region: 1-1437 (478 amino acids)
Source: RefSeq, a predicted model, not a curated record
AUGAACGCUAGUCGAGCUAAACAUAGUUCUUUAAUUUUUAUAAAAAGUGUAUGCAAGCUUCCUAAUUUUAAUUCGAAUAAAUACAGAUCAAUAUGGAAUAAAAGACAUUUCAGCUCAUUGAACAGUUCAUAUCAAGUAGAAAAGGAUAUAAUAAAUUAUUAUUUAUCGAAUGACAAUUUCGCUAGAAAUCGAAAAAAACAUGAACAAAAAAUAAAAAAAUUAAUGGAUAAUUAUAUAAAUGGCGGUACAAAUAAAAGAGAAAUCGAUAAUAUAUUACUCGUCGAAAAUGAAGAAAAUUUAUUAAAUUUUGAUAAUCCUAGUAGUAUAGAAGAAUAUGUAAAUAAAAAAUGUGAAAGUGAAAAUAUAGACAAUGAUUUUAAAUAUAUAAAAAAAAUUAACGAAAAAACAGAGGUAAUGAAAAUUUUAACAAUUUGUGGAAUUGAUAUAAAACCUGAAGUGGUAUAUUAUUACACAUUAUAUUUAAUAUCAAUUUUAAAAAAAUAUAUAGAUAAAUAUAAAGAUUAUAUUAUAAAAUAUGAAGAUAUUAUGGAUAUAAAAGAUUAUUAUAAAAUUAGUAAUUAUUAUUAUAACAAAGAAAAGGUAAUAAAUACAAGUUUAUUUUUUUUAAUUUAUAAAUCGUUGUCAAAUACUGUGUAUAGUAUAUGUGAAAACCCUAUGGAAAAAGAUAAUAAUUUUAAUAUAUGUAUAAAAAAUGAAAUACUAAAUAAUUAUAAUAAUAUAAAUGAUAUUAUUCUAAAAUCACCAUCUUUUUUGAAUAUAAGUAUUUUACUUUAUUUUAUAAACACAUGGAUGUUUAUAGAUCAAAGUAGAAAUAUGAAAAAUAUUUGUUUAGACAAUUUUAAUAAAUAUAUAAAUUCCAUAUCAAAUGAUGAAAUAAAUAUUUCAUCUGAUGACAUGUUUUACCUCACAUUAGCUACUCGUUUAUAUUUCCAAACAUUUACAUAUACUGAUAUAUUAAAUAUAUUGAAUAAUGAUAGUAAACAUUUUUUAUCAGUUAUAGUUUUGGUUCCAAAUAGUUCGGAACUACAAACAAAUAAUCAAACAGAUAAAUAUAAAUAUUUAUCCGACUAUUUAAAUACUCAAGAUAAAUUUGUUGAGCCUACCAAAAAAAUACAUAUUUUCCCCUUUACUUUUUCAUUGGGCUCAUUAAAGGAUAAAGCGAUAUAUAUUUUGGAGAGUCAUGAGGAUUAUUACAUGAGGAACAUUAACGCACUUCGGUCUUAUGUCUGUUGGAGGCAUUUUCUCGCCAUGAGAGAUGGUUUUAAACUACUAGAAUUAUGCAACAAAAACGAAUAUGAUGAUUUGUUUGUAGAAGAGAAGAGAGACAGUAUUUUAUCAACGUAUGCUAAUAAAAAUUGCAUAUAUAAUUUUGCUGAAAAAAGCAAAAUAAACAUGGAAAAAAUUAUAGUUGGCUAG